This is a messenger RNA of Lingula anatina, 903 nucleotides long. Its product is annotated as zinc-binding protein A33-like. Gene Ontology annotation, molecular function: zinc ion binding; protein binding. The record is from RefSeq and is a predicted model, not a curated record. NCBI's taxonomy places the organism in Eukaryota, Metazoa, Brachiopoda, Lingulata, Lingulida, Lingulidae.
AUGGCAGAAGCACUAGCAGCAGCUUUCACAGAUAAUCCCUUGACAUGUAACAUCUGUCUGGGAGAGCAUGAGGACCCCCGUGUGCUGCCUUGCUACCAUACAUUUUGCUAUGGUUGUAUAUCCAAAUAUGCCAAGGAAACACUGACCCCAAAUAGGGCAUUUCUGUGUCCCAUUUGUAGAGAAGAGAUCCAGUUUCCAGCUGGUGGACUUAAACAACUGAAAAAGAAUUUUGUGUUUAGCAAGGCCAAAGAUAUCAUAACCCAGAAACAAGAUAGACGAACAUUGGAAGAGAAACAGGCCAAUGAGCAUGUAGCAGUGGCACAAGCCAUUGCAAAAAUGGCCAUCAGUUGUGAGAAACAUGCUAAUAAUAGGUUAAAAUAUUACUGUGAAGAUGAUGAUACAGUUAUAUGUGGUGAGUGUAUAGCAACAGAACAUGGCGGACAUCGUAUUUCAUCAGUUGAGCAAGUUGCAAAAAGCAGUAGAGAUAAAAUUAAAGCUGCCCUUGUGAAAACCAUGAAAACAAGCAGGUUUAAAGAGUCAGUUGCCAUGAAAACAACCAAUGAAACAGAGGACUCUGACAUCAGGAUAGCCACCAUCAAAAAUAUCAGAAAACAAGCUCAGAGUAUGCGCAAAUUUAUUGAUCAAAGGGAAGAGACUCUGAUAUCAGAGGUGAAUUCUCAUUAUGACAACAGGAAAAAGCAGGAGGCAAACAGGGGCAACCUUGAACUCCACAGUGCCUCCUUGCACAGUGCCUGUUAUUUUGCCCAGGAACUUAUCACUAAUGGCACUGACUCUGAUAUAAUGGUUCACGCAAAAUCCUUGAUAGAGAGACUUGCAGUGAUGGAGAAAACACCUGCCCCAUUUCUAGACACAGCAGCAGAGAUAUCAUACAACCCUGCUUAG